AUGGGUUUCUUCUACAGCCAACUCUUCGCCCGCCUCCCUUACCCAACCGGCUCCUACGCUGGCAAAACCAUCGUCAUCACCGGCAGUAAUGUCGGCCUUGGCAAGGAAGCGGCGCGCCACUACGUCCGCCUCGGCGCCAGGAAAAUGAUUCUCGCCGUACGCAGCCUCGACAAGGGUACCGCAGCCAAAGACGACAUCGAGUCCACCACCAACUGCGCUCAGGACGUCGUCGAAGUCUGGCAGCUCGACAUGUCCAGCUACGCCAGCGUGCAGAAGUUCGCAACGCGCCUCUCUUCCGAGCUCGGUCGCGUCGACAUCUUUCAUGCCAACGCCGGCGUCGUGCAUGUCGAGUACAAGCUGAUGGAAGACGACGAGGGCCAGAUCACCGUCAAUGUCGUCUCAACUUUCCUCCUGGCCGCGCUCGUGCUGCCCAAGAUGAAGGAGACGGCAGCAAGGUACAACACACGUCCGACGCUGACCAUCACCACCUCGGAAACGCACGCCUGGACGCCGUUCAACGAGCGCCACGCCCCCGAUGGCGGGAUCUACGACGCCCUCAACGAGCAGGGCAAGAAAGACCCGAACAGCCUGUACUGGCCGUCGAAACUGCUCGAGGUCUUUGGCGUGCGGAGCAUCGCGGAGCGGAACCCGGCGACUGGGUGUCUGGUCACUGUCAAUAUGUUCAACCCGGGCUACUGCCGCUCCGAGCUGGUGCGCGAGCUAGACACGUGGUUUGUGUGGUUUUUGAACACUUUCAUGGCGCGUAGCGCGGAGUAUGGAAGCAGGACGUUAGUCCACGCCGGGUCUGCGGGGGGUGAGUCCCACGGAAAGUACCUGUCUGACUGCCAGGUCGAUGAACCGAGUGCGUUUGUGAGAAGCGCGGAGGGGAAGGUGACGCAGGAUCGGGUUUGGGUGGAGCUGAUGGGGAAGCUGGAGGCUAUCAAGCCUGGCGUUACGCGAAACUUCUGA
Molecule: messenger RNA, 969 nt
Organism: Colletotrichum chrysophilum
Lineage: Eukaryota; Fungi; Ascomycota; Sordariomycetes; Glomerellales; Glomerellaceae
Exons: 1
Coding region: 1-969 (322 amino acids)
Source: RefSeq, a predicted model, not a curated record